GUAAUGCUGCAGUGUCGGUUUACGGAGACACAAGUUAAGAAAUCUGUCCUUUGACUUGUGUACCUAAUAUUGGUAGAAUUUUAUGCAGAAUUUUCCAGCAUUACUGGAAAAAGGGAUCCUGAGAAGAUACUUGACAUGUCAGAACUAUUUAAAGUAACAGAGUCUUUGUUCAUCAGCAAUUCUAGAAAUGCCUGCAAGACAAAUCUUCUGAUUCAAGAGGGAGUGACGUGUUGUAUUAAUGUUUCCAGGCAGCAGCCGUUCCCGGACUUUGAUCUUCAUACCCUGCGUGUCCCAGUGUUUGAUCACCCGCUUCAAAACUUAUCUGAUUAUUUUGAGCAGUGUGUGGAUCUGAUAGAAAGCACUAUAAACAGUGGGGGGAAGUGUCUAGUCUAUUGCAAGAAUGGACGCAGCCGCUCCGCCACUAUCUGCAUAGCCUAUCUGAUGAAACAUAAACGGCUAUCACUGAAUGUGGCCUUUCAGGUUGUUAAGACAGCAAGACCAGUAGUAGAACCAAAUCCGGGAUUCUGGUCACAACUGGAAAGAUAUGAAAAAUCUCUUCAAGGAGAUAAAACUGUGGCAUAAACACCCUUUAAGGAUUUUCGGACGUGGAACCUCGUUACCAUUUGGUUCAUGGAUGCCUACCAUCAGUAGAAUAUUCAUGUAUAAAACGAUGAAAGGCAUCAGGGUACGAAGAGGUCAAAUAGUUCUUUUUUAUAAGAUUUUUUUUUAAAUCAGGUCUUGUCAUACAUAAAUGUGGCUCUUGACUUUUUCUACAGUGUUAAAGUAAAUACAUACGCUAUCCUCAACA
Molecule: messenger RNA, 808 nt
Organism: Spea bombifrons (plains spadefoot toad)
Lineage: Eukaryota; Metazoa; Chordata; Amphibia; Anura; Pelobatidae
Gene: DUSP28
Product: dual specificity phosphatase 28
Exons: 2
Coding region: 136-582 (148 amino acids)
Biological process (GO): protein dephosphorylation
Cellular component (GO): cytoplasm
Molecular function (GO): MAP kinase tyrosine/serine/threonine phosphatase activity
Source: RefSeq, a predicted model, not a curated record